This is a messenger RNA of Mucor mucedo, 2537 nucleotides long. RefSeq lists its product as uncharacterized. The transcript has 6 exons. Lineage: Eukaryota; Fungi; Mucoromycota; Mucoromycetes; Mucorales; Mucoraceae. The annotation marks the transcript as partial. The record is from RefSeq and is a predicted model, not a curated record.
AUGAGGCGUAAUGCGUUCAUUGCGUUGCCCGCAAUACUUAGUUACAUUUUAUUAUCAUAUUCUCAAAGAGUAUAUGCUGCAGAAGAAUUAUUUUUAGAUCUGGUUGAAAACGUGCAUAGUCUAACCCCCAACAAUGAGGACCAUGUCCAAGAUAGAUUUAUAGGCUCUAACGGCUUUAUUAUGGCAAUGAGUGAUCAUGCAUUAAAGGCUGCCCAGGUCAUAACUACUAAGCCAGCAACAACUUCUAAACCUGCCAGUACUUCCAGUGUGAAGCCCGCCACUCCGGUCAUAGCUACGACCAAGCCCACAUCACCUGCCGUAACAUCCGCCGUAGCUACAGCUAAGCCUUCAUCUACAUCUUCAAGCAGCUCCGCAUCAUCACUCAAGACUACAUCCGCAAGUUCGUUGAUUUCUUCAGUGUCCAAGGCGUCAUCUAGUUCUAGCUCAUUGUCAGCCAGUAAAUCAUCUUCCGCAAGCUCUACUAUAACCCCAACCUCAGAACCAGAUACAGACUACGAACCAUUUGAAGAGUAUCCUACGGAUAUAGAUAUGGAUUUGGUAAUGUACUGUAUGAAUGAGUGGGAACAACCGAGCUGUGUGGAGUUUUUCAGAUUUGUGCAUUUCUUCUUUGCAGCAAGAAUUCCAAACGAUCCUGAAUUAUCUGAUUAUCUCGUCGAAAUUGGUCUGACGCCACCAGAGGAUGAUGACCCUUUCACACGUACAUCAACUUCUACUUUCAGCUAUUACUACACUGAAUUUGCGACGCAAACUGUUAGUACUGAUAGUAUUGAGACUGAAUAUGCCACAAGAACUGUUUAUUUUGACGAAGAGGAAGGCACAGGCAAUGGUGUUGGUACGGGAACAAAUGGCGCAGGUACAAAUGGCGCAGGUACAAAUGGUGCAGGUACAAAUGGAAUCAAUACAGGUGUGAAUGGUGCAGCCAAUAUUUGUACAACUUCUAUCGUCUCUGAUUGCACAACUAUCAUCAGCACAUCUACGCUAACUGUCGCAGGUGCUACCCCACCACCUGUUACAAUAACUUCUACUGAUACCACGACUGACACUAUAACCAAGACUGAUACUAAGACUGACUUUGUAACAAUCACCGAUACCAAGACCGACACUAAGACUGACAUUUCAACUGCCACUGAUACUACCACUGCGACUGAUACCACCACUGCAACUGACACUAUCACUAAGACAGAUACCACAACUAACACUAUCACGAAGACAGAUACGACAACUGACACUGUCACGAAGACAGAUACGACAACUGACACUGUCACUGUAUUACCUCUUAAAGGACAAGAUAUGUGUGCUUCAAUCCUUGGUGAAGGUGGAAACGGACCUUUGACUGAUUCUGUGGCUUCAUCAUGCUUGUCAAGCUUGUACCUUAGAAUACCAACAUUAUCAAAGGGCUUCCCUACAGUUACAGCAACAGCAACAGAGACGAGUACUGUCACUUAUACUUCUGUCAGUACAUACCCUCAAGUUGACGUCCAAGUCCAUUUCGUUACUUCUACAAACUAUGCCACCUUGACUGAGAAGGCAGAUAACACUGUGUAUCAACUGAGCACUCUUACUGUAACAGACGUAGAAACUUCUUUAGCUACUACAACUGCUACAUCAGUUACUACAGAACAUCACACGGAUAUUGACAUACGUAUUGUAACAGCUACUAUCAACAACAGUGUCAUAACAACUGUUCAUGAAACAGAUGUAAUUACCGUAACACAAACUACAACAGACCCUGGACCAGAAAUUCGUAUUGUUACCGCUACAAUCAACGGAAAUGCUGUUCAGGCAAACGCAGCCGCACUUACGACAAUUACUUCUGAAAUUCACAUCCACAUCGGUACAGCCGAUCAUGUCCUGAAUAAAGACGAUACCACAAUUACAUGUUUAGGAAACGAUGGUGGAAUUGAGUAUCACGGGUAUGUCUCAGAUGGGUUAACAGCUACAAUGUUCCAUCAACAUCAUAAUCAUCACGGUAACAACGGAGGCUAUAAUGGAGGUUAUAACGGAGGUUAUAACGGAGGCCACAAUGGAGGCUACAGCGGAGGCUACAAUGGAGGUUACAAAGGUCAUCAUGGAAAAGCCGGUCAUUACGGACAUGAUGGAUAUAAUGGGUUACAUGAACACGAGGGCUCAGUAUUAAACAAUGGUGAUAUAGUAUCUGACAAUGACCAGCUCAUAAAUAACGCGUCCAUGAAUAGUACUCAGUCUAAUAGAGAUGCGGCCUUAUCAACUGUGUGCUCAGUGCAAACUAAAACGGUAACCGUGGCCGGUUCAAACACUGUAAAUGAUAACCCUAUGAUCACGAGAUCAGCAUUUUUAAUUGAUGGCUCAUACGUUCCCUUUAUCGAUACAUCCCUUCAAGUCGUAACAGAAUGCGAAACUCUAACGGUUGGUUCUGCAGCAAGCAUCUCUUAUUGUUCAGAUAUUUUCAAGCCACAAGCGUCGUUGUGUGAAGUCUGCAGUGAACCAAUCCAUGUCACAUCUACUCAAAUAUUGACUAUUCCUGUAAUCAAAAAUGC